This is a messenger RNA of Helicoverpa armigera (cotton bollworm), 2001 nucleotides long. It is a transcript of the gene Dus3, whose product is annotated as tRNA-dihydrouridine(47) synthase [NAD(P)(+)]-like. Gene Ontology annotation, biological process: tRNA processing. The coding region runs from base 141 to 1943 and encodes 600 amino acids. Lineage: Eukaryota; Metazoa; Arthropoda; Insecta; Lepidoptera; Noctuidae. Gene Ontology annotation, molecular function: RNA binding; tRNA dihydrouridine synthase activity; metal ion binding. The record is from RefSeq and is a predicted model, not a curated record. The transcript has a single exon.
UGUCACUGUCAAGUGUCAAUUUAUUUGGUUUUCUCGCAUGGUAAAUAAUCUAACCUAUUCACAUUUCUAACUUGAAUAAUUACAUUUACUAAAAUAAAGUUCUAAACAGUAUUACCAAUUCAAUUGUAAUUUGGUUUAAAAUGACCAAUUCUACUGCUGGUGUCUGUGCUAUAAAGGAAGAAUUUGUAAUUCAACGACCGGUUAAAAACCGUGCUGAAGAUAGCAUUCAUUCUAAGCGUAAAUUAGACGAUAGCAACGAAGACGAAGGCGAUAUCGACAAUAAAAAACCUAGAAGUGGUGAAAAUGAGGAUAAUAAAUUCAACAAGCCUAAGAAAAGGGGUCAGAAUAAGGCUCGCCCAAAAACAUACCGAGAUAACAAAGAAGAUAAGGCAUGCCCUUCUAUAGUAAAUGUUGAAUCACCAGAAUUUUUGAACCCGUGCCAAUAUACAAACUGUAAAUACAUUCACAAUCCACUUGAAUAUUUAAAAUUAAAACCUAAAGACCUCGGUGAAACAUGCCAUUUGUAUGAAACCCGAGGCAAAUGCCUCAGGGGCAUAGCUUGUCGCUUUGGAUCUAGUCACAUUACUGCGGAAGGCUUUAAUAAAGUUGACUCAGAUAAGUGGAAACAGUGGAAAGAUGACACUAAAAACACCAUUCAACCACCACUUCAAAUAGCUCUUCAGAAAAGAAAAUAUGAUUUUAAUUUAUCUGAAAAGCUUAUCAAACACAUGGACAGAAGAAAAAAACCCACUGAUAAGGAGUCGGUCGAAAGUACUGAAGAACCAAAAGAUGUUCCCAAUGACAAUGGUGAAGAAAAAGUCAACAAAUCCAGUGGUGCUAUUACCGAUGAAGACCUUAUUAAAUUAUUGCCAAGGGAAAGGAAAACCAUUGAUUGGAGGGAUAAACUGUACCUUAGCCCAUUAACAACAGUCGGAAAUCUGCCUUUCAGGAGAAUCUGUAAGGAGUAUGGAGCUGACAUUACAUGUGGAGAAAUGGCCUUGUGUGAGUCUCUGCUGAAAGGUUUGAAACAAGAGUGGGCAUUAGUCAAACGCCAUGAAUCAGAAGACUUAUUUGGGGCACAAAUAUGUGGAACUAAUAUUUACACCAUCACUAAAGUAGCACAGCUUCUACAAGAGAAUACUGAGCUUGACUUCAUAGAUUUGAAUCUAGGGUGUCCCAUUGAUUUAAUUUAUAAAAAGGGAGGUGGCUGUGGAAUGAUGCACAGAUUGAAUACAUUAGAGUCAUCUGUGCGAUGUGCUUCCAAAAUACUCAGCAUACCUUUUACAAUUAAAAUGAGGACAGGUGUAUACCAAGAUAAAAAAAUUACACAUACAAUUGUACCUAAAAUGUCUGAAUGGGGCGCAUCUCUUAUAACAGUCCAUGGAAGGUCCAGAGAGGCACGGUACACUAGGUCUUCAGACUGGGAAUAUAUUGAGACUUGUGCAAAAGCAGCAGCUCCCUGCCCUGUUUAUGGUAAUGGUGACAUAUUGAGCUAUCAGGAUUAUGUAGAGAAAAGAACAAUAGCUCCUACAUUACAAGGAGUCAUGAUUGGAAGGGGAGCACUUAUCAAACCUUGGAUAUUUACUGAGAUUAAAGAGCAGAGAAUUUGGGAUAUCAGUAGUAAGGAAAGAUUUGACAUAUUAAAGAAAUACACUAACUAUGGUUUGGAGCACUGGGGCUCUGACACACAGGGUGUAGAAAACACGCGUCGAUUCUUACUGGAAUGGCUAUCAUUCCUGUACAGAUAUGUACCUGUUGGCUUGCUGGAACGUCCUCCACAAAGAAUAAAUGAGAGACCACCAUCAUACUUUGGUAGAGAUGACUUAGAAACAUUGAUGGCCUCAGGCAACUGUUCAGAUUGGAUCAAAAUAAGUGAAAUGUUGCUAGGCCCUGUACCUGACGGAUUUAACUUCCUACCAAAACAUAAAGCUAAUUCAUAUUAGGGUAUUAUUGUUAUGAAUAUGGAUAUUUGUUGUUAUGUAAAUAAAUUAUUAAAAAUAG